Messenger RNA from Ostrea edulis (European flat oyster), 8224 nucleotides. RefSeq lists its product as uncharacterized. Bases 147 to 7955 code for a protein of 2602 amino acids. The record is from RefSeq and is a predicted model, not a curated record. The transcript is spliced from 36 exons. NCBI's taxonomy places the organism in Eukaryota, Metazoa, Mollusca, Bivalvia, Ostreida, Ostreidae.
GCACUGUGUAAACGUAGGGGGUUACUGCCAAAAGGAAUUUGUUGCUAUAAAUAAUCUGGGUGGGGACGUUUGGUAGUGUAUUUAACAUCCGAACCCAUCGAUCUCUGGUACAAAAAGGACCGAGGUUUUCGGAGGUAUAGAGCAGAAUGCAUUUCGCGGUUUUCGGUGUGCUGUUGUUGCUGAGUUUAACAUCACACGGGAUUUCUGCUUCACUCUCGGACAGCGUCUGUAAAUCGUCACUAUGGGGCAGUAUAACGAAGUCCAUGAUCAAAACGUCUAACCCAAGAGCAAGAGAUGUCAUGAAUUCCAAGCUUGAUUGCUGUCCUGGUAGAGAUGAAGGGGGGUGGUGUGGUGAUUCACACAUGUCUAACACUGAGUGGAUUGAGGUGGACUUCAACCAAGGCGUAGGAUUACGUGGUAUCGUUAUUCAGAAGCCCGAGGAUGUUCACCGUGGUUAUGUGACGUCUAUAUCUGUUGAGUUCAUGCUGAAGGGAUCAACAUCUUGGCAAUAUUUCUCCUCAGAUCCUCACAAUCCACAGGCAAUGGAAACUCUCGGACAAAAUGUAGCUAAUACCUCAAUUUCUUUAACUCCUGGAAUUGCAGUUUCUAAACUUAAAAUCAACAUCCUCAAAUACCAGAAGAGUCCAUGCUUACGAUUUGACUUGCUAGGGUGUACGAAUUCUGAGGACCUGUGUCCCAACGGCUGUUUGAAUGGAGGACAGUGUGUCUCAGAAAACAAAUGCGCAUGCUCAAACAAUUACAACGGAGAUAAAUGCGAAAACCGAAUGUUGACAAUUUUUACAGUAUGUAACACUGCACUUGGACUGGAGAGCGGAAGUAUAACAGACAGUAUGAUAUCAGCGUCAUCAUCUACAACAGGCAAACCGAAACAGAAGGUCCGAUACAAUUGUUGUACAGGCGAAGACAACGGAGCGUGGUGUCCUAGGUCCAAUGAUCCACAUCCUUGGCUUGAGGUUACACUGGCUAAACCUAUGGCUGUGUCUGGACUUUAUUUUCAACAUCCCACUAAGAAGGAUUCACACACUUAUCCAAGCAUAUUCAUGAAGAGCUUUCAGCUGAAAUUUAUUUCAGCUCUAGAUCCGCUAAGAGAAUGGAGAAGCUUUAAUGAGCACAUCCCUUCAAUAUACAACUCCACAUUGUACUACAAUAUCGGUUUGAAUCCCUAUAUUGUCACGGAUGCUGUUAGAAUCUACCCAGAAACUUACUCAACGGCGCCAUGCUUUAGAAUGGAAGUAAUUGGCUGUGACCCAACAGUUCUUUGUCCAAAGGAUUUCUGUAAAAAUGGAGGAACGUGCAUGGGUGCUAAUGUCUGUAAAUGUCCUAAAGGUUUCUAUGGUAAUAGUUGUGAUCAAAAAGCUUCGACGAUGGUACACCUGACUUUAGGAUUUUCAGAAAUAAUUGAACACGUUAUUCACACAACCAUAAAUAUAAACUUUAAUAUUCAUGGUACUGUAACCCUGGUAACUAAUCAAAAUGGAAAUGCAAUAAAUCUGACCGGAAACAGCUACGUAACAGUCAACAACACGGGAUUCAAUGCUUGUCUUAAGGACAUCGACACGUGCUCUUCCGGAUUUACUCUAAACAUCAACGUAAAUCUACAUCAACUCACUGACAAUACCUACAUUAUAUCCAGCGGUGGAGACUUACAGAACCAUAAAGGAAUAGCUUUCUUUUACAGCAAUCACCAGUUACAUUUCGUUGUUACUACAACAUCCCGGCGAUGGGUUAUUGUCGUAAAUAAUAGUCUUUCGUUGAAUAUGUGGCACAAAAUUGAACUCUCCUGGAGUAAAACAUCGGGGUCGUCACUUGUUAUUGAUAAUCAUCUUGCCGGUUCCGUUAGUCAGCCGCUGCCAGUUGUGGCUACACAGGUGAAACCACUCACUAUUGGAUUUGGCUACGCUCAUCAAGUAUCCAUUUCGAUGACCAUUAAUGGUCUGCAGACGUUCGAUUCCCACAGAGAGAACUUGAUAGUCAAUGGACUAGUUACAACUCCUGCACCAACACCAUCACAACAAACAACAUCCACCGCCUCUCAUACGACAGACUCAACUACAAUACUAACAAAUGCAGCGACAACACGAAUUCCUACUACUACAGAUGCUCCAUCCAAUCCGACUACAACUCCUUCCUGUGAUCAACAAACCUUGGAUUUUAGUUUCAGUAAAAUUCACGAUAACAUUCUUAUUACACCAUCUUACAAUUUCACUGUCUUUGGCAAACCAACUUUAACCCCAGAGCAAAACGGAAAUGCAAUUCUAGAACUCCACAAGCAUGGGCAUUAUGUUGAACUGCCGAAUUAUGGACUAGAAUGUAUACAGGAUAUGACGAAAUGUGAAAAUGGCUUCACAUUGAGUGCAGAAAUUAAACUUAUGGACAUGAAUUCUACAGAUAAACGGUACAUAUUUUCUAGUGGAGGGGAUCAGGUUGGAGCAAGUGGUCUGGCUUUGUAUCUUUGGCACGGUGACCUCUACUGCUCAACAAAGAAGGAUAAUUUUAUUUGGACUGCAAAACGUAAACUUGAUGUCAAGGCUGGAGAAUGGCACACCUAUCAAGUUUCUUGGAACAAGAAAGCCGGGUUUAUCGUUUAUUUGGAUGGGAAAGAGUUUAUGUCCAAUUCAAUUAAAUUGCCAAAUCCCGACCAACCUACCAUAUACCCACUCUAUAUUGCGAAUGCUCCGAACACCACUUAUUCAUCCACACUAAUGGAUAUUAGGAAUUUAUUCACAUGGUCUGCAUCACGUGAUUCUCUUAUCGGACAAGGCUGCAUUACAGAAUACAGCACUGUUCCUCAGACGACCAGACAACCUACAACAACAACAACUCCUGCAACAACAUCAACAACAAUACGAACUUCAACAGUACAAUCAACAACAGUAGAUAAAACAACAGGUGCAAACCAAGAAGUAACUUUAAACUACAAUUUUCUCGGUAUUACUGGAAAUAUACUACAAACGCCAGCGCAGAAUUUUUCUGUUCAUGGUCAACCAUUAAUUGUACAGGAUGGAAAAGAACAGGCUCUAGUUUUGAAUAAAACAGGACAAUAUAUUGAAUUUCAACAGACAAGUGCCAAUAAUUGUAUCAAUGACCUGACGCAGUGUACUUCUGGAUUUAAGUUUGACGUGAAACUAAAAUUUAUUGUGAUCACAGCAACAAACAAAUUGUACGUCCUUUCUAGCCUAAAGCAAGGACAUGCCGGUAUUGAAUUGUAUUAUCUAAAUGGAACGUAUCACCUUACCGUUGUGUCUAGUAAAGCAUCAUGGAACCUCGCUGUUGAAUAUGAAGUUAAACUUAAGAUUUGGCAUACUUACCGCAUUGAGUGGAGCCCUAACUUCGGUCUCGCCCUGUAUGUGGACAACUGUCAGGUUGGAAAAACUUUCACUGCCACCCAGACAGACGUAAAUCUACAGUCAAAUUCAUUAGUUAUUGGAUCGUCCUCUUUGAUAAACUUUUCCUAUUCAACACACAUGUUGAUUACAGGAAUGAAAGAAAUAAUUAAAUCGGAUAAUGAUUCCAAAGCGCAUGCGCACCAUACUGUGGAGCUGAAUUACAACUUUAUUAGCAUAGAUGCCAGUCAUUUGUAUACUCCAGCGCAUAAUUUCACCGUGCAUGGACAUCCAUUGCUCGUACACAGCGCACAUAACAAUAAAACAGCCAUAGUUUUUAACCAAACGGGACAAUUUCUUGAAUUUUCUAGCCACGCAAAUUUACACAGCUGCAUUAGUGAUAUUCUGCACUGCAUGGCAGGAUUUUCGUUUUCAUUUGAACUGAAAAUUUUGAAUGCGCUAUCACUUACAGCGAAAACAUAUAUAUUAUCGAGCUCUGGUCCCCUUCAUCCAGGAAUAGAAAUGUACCAUCUCAACCACACAUUCUAUCUCAGUGUAUUGACAACAAAGAUUUGGUCACUGAAAUAUCCGUUUGGUUUUAACCCACAAAAAUGGCAUACAUAUCGAAUUGUUUGGAACGAAAUUGAGGGACUUAUUUUAUAUAUCGAUGGAAUGAAUGUAAUUUCCAAAACCCCGUCAAUCUUAAAUAUGUCAGUGACAUCACAGUCACACCAUCUUUUAAUUGGUUCUUCAUAUAGCAAUCAAACACAUUACAACGCAAAUAUUAUGAUAUCCGGGAUGACAGAAAUCGUAUACUCUGCUGAAACAACCACGACUGUAGGACCGACAAAACCAACAAUUCCACAGUAUCACUUCGACCUAACUGCGGUAUCGACUAAUGUGACAACAUUAACAUCCAACAAUGUCGACAUGAAUCUGGUCGGAACUCCUUCCAUUGAUACAUCCAAAAAUUCAACUUGUUCGUUGCAAAUAUCUAACUCAAAGCAGUACCUCGACCUAGGUAUCCACAAAAACUUGUGUUUCGGAAACAUCGGUCUUUGUUUCCAAGGACUUACAAUACAGAUUAUUGUUAAAUUCAAUCAGUUGGAUGAAGGAACAGUUGUACUAUCCAGUGGCGGAAGCAACCUGUUAGGAACAGGCAUGGCAAUUAUCUACCAAUUUGGGCGUCUACAGUUUGCUGUAUCUAAUAGUAAUUAUUCGUGGUUCACUAGUGUCGGACGUGAUAAAAUUCCUUUGAACAUUUAUUUGAAAAUAAUUUUCUCUUGGUCUCCAAAAGAGGGCAUUCAAGUGGUAAUCGAUAACCAUGUAGUGGCCGCUUCGACGACGUCGAUUCUACACCCCACUGUAAGCACGACUAAUGAGCACCUCUACGUAGGAAACCUACCAUCUUCGACUACGUCGUCUGUCAAUCUGUGCAUACAGUCUGUUAUUAUAUACCAUGCUUGGAUAGGAGACUGUGUGGCCGGUGGAAUAAUACCUCCUCCAAUCACUACACCAUCUCCAGCGAUGACCACCCAAGCAAUAACUCGACCAUCUACUACUGAUUCCUGUCCAUCAGGACAAUACAUCUGUAAAGAUUUAUCAACAACACGCCCUACAACCACAGCUCAGCAUACAACUGCCAAACCAACAACUACAAUUCGACCGACAACCACUGCUCGGCCGACAACCACUGCUCGACCCACAACCACUGCUCGACCGACAACCACUGCUCGACCCACAACAACUCCGACGACAACAACAACUCCAACUACAACCACAACUCCAACCACAACAACGACAACCAUACCAAGACCGACUGUCCCUUCCUAUACUAACCAGCCAGUCCUGAAACCAUCUGUCGAUAAUAAAUGCGCAGCUCAUUUGACCUGUUCAUUCCAGAACUCUUUCGAGAAUAAUGUAGAGUUCAUUGUUUGUUUGAAUAUUGGCAAUAGAAAUUGUGUGCUUAAAAGUAUUGUUCCCGGUCGAACGAGCCAGUACCAUUUUUCUGUGACUCAAAUCAAUGAGAAUUUGUACAAAGAGAAGGUAACGUGUUCUAUACAAGCCAAGUUCAAGGAUCAAACUGCACUGACUCCAAUCUUCACAAGUACUGAAUUUGAACCUACCAUUCAGAUAACUUCAGGCAACCACUUACAAAUAACAGAGGGAACGGUAUUUCCUAUUCCACAUAUUUUAAUCAAAGUAAAUGCGCCACCUCAGUUCUUUUGCUGCACCGGAUGUAGAGGACGAUGUGAAUUCAAAUUGACCGCAAUGCUUGAUUAUCACCGCAUCAUCAGAUCCUGCCCUGGAGGUAGGUCCGUUAUUCCUCAAGCUUUGAUUGGAUGGGCUGGGGAAAAGCAAUCAAACACUCCUGAGACAUGUGGUACUGUGGUUAACUGUCACAACUGGGAAAACCCUAUCAUCUUACCGGUGUAUGCUACAGUGGACGGAAAGUAUGACCGUGACCAGACCGUCAACUACAAUGUUCAAGCUAACAUACUGAAUGUUCAGUCAGGGUCAGUGACCGCUACACCACAAACAUUGGACAUUGGAAAAGUAACAGUAACAACCAAAGACAACGACCACAAAUCUGUGUGUAGUUCUGUUAAUGACCCUCAUAUGACUACAUUUGAUGGCAGACGCUACAAUAAUUUCCUGACAGGAGAUUUCGUACUGUAUCAACAUAACUCUCUGCCAUUUGAGGUACAUGCUAGAUACGCUAAAUGCAGCUCUAGGUCACGCGCUACAUGUAACUGUGCUGUUGCCAUAAAAUCUGGUGAUGAUGUAAUUACAUUUACCGGAUGUAAUGGUGGUGGAACAACAUCAACAUCACACGGUCACAACAUUUUCGAUCUCCUAUUCCAUCGUCACCAUGAUCAUCAUCAUCAUAAUUCUGGACAUGCAGCGCCAAUAACUCUUGCCUUGUACAAGAAUGGUCAGCUUACACCUGGUACUUAUAUCAGAAGAUAUGGUUGUGGUCAGAAGUACGAGGUUCUGCUACCUACUGGCACGCUCAUAACAAUACAGACAAGUUCGAGGAACUUCAUCAACAUCUGGAUAAAGCCAUCCAGCGUAGAUCGCAAUAAAGUUACAGGUCUCUGUGGAAAUUAUGAUGGUCACUCUGGUAACGAUGUUCCUGGGAGAGAUACGUAUCCCAAUGAAUUCUGUAACAGUCACAGGCCAGCAGAAGGUAUCUUUACUGGUGUGAAACCCGGAAGUCUACCCGGGAUAACAACAUGGUGUAGCUGCGUGAAGAACAAAACCCCGUACUGUUCUCCUGGAUAUGGUAUCUUUAUCUGCGAGAGAAACAGAUAUGACAUCACAUCUACCAUUGUAAAUCAGGCAUUGGUACCUCGGCCGUCAACCCAUCGAAUGAGACGACAAGCAGAAAAUGAAAAUGGCAUUCCAGAUUUAGAGGAAGAUGGUACAUACACAAAAGAAGCUGCUGUCAACUACUGUGAAGAAUAUAUAUCUAACAACACAGCCUCAAAAAGCUGCAUGGCCGUACUAGACUCCAAGAACUACACCAGCCAAAUUGAGAAUUGUGCUGAAGAUUUGAGGAUUACGGGAGAUCCUGAGUGGGCUAAAGACCAUGUGAGUGAUAUUGUAACUAACUGUCUGAUAGAAGUGGACAAACAGCAACCGGCAGAAAACGAGACAACAGAACCCACAUUUAACGCCACAGAAAUCACAUCAAACCUUUGUCAGCUAGACUGUGGACAGAAUGGUCAUUGUUCCGAGGGCGUCUGUCAGUGUGAUGACGGAUAUUCAGGUAUUCAGUGCAGUAUUUACAAAUCCACACAGCCUUUCGUCAUGAAAACCCUGUUCAACGGCACCAGCUGUGACACGUGUGGCUGUGACAUCCAACAAACCGAAGACUGCAGCGCAGCUAUCAUAUAUGGAGCCAAUUUUGUAGAUUCUUCUACUUUAACUUGUCAUUACCAAUUCGUCAAGAUUGAGAAUGAAGUUGUAACCACUACAGAAAAGAGAACAAUACCAGGAGAUUUCAUUAACAUGAAUCAAAUUUCUUGCAAACUCCCAGAAUCUCGAGGUGGUGCUCUUAUUCAAAUCAGCAACGACGGUCAAACCCUCAGUACGGAUAGCUACCUUCAUCUAGUGUACGAUUCCAGGUGUUUUGACUGUUCCAUCACAGAUGACGUCAUGAAAUCCAACUGCAAGCUCAGAGAAAACACCUGUCUUAUAAAUGGGCAGUGUCAUACCUUGAAUGAAGAGAAAGACACAAACCACUGUAAACGUUGUGACCCGUCAUUGAGCACGUCAGCAUGGUCAGACAGCGACACCAAGCAGUGUAGACAGGAAUUGGCAGCUGAACAGGUGUCCAAGACAAACUCAGACUCCGGAUACAGCAGUGAGAUUGUUACCAUUCUGGCUGUGGCCUGUGGUUUCGUUGGUUUUCUCCUUCUCCUAACUGUAUUCUACACAUGCAAACAAAAAGAGAGACUGCAGAAAAGAAAAGAGAAUGACAAGUACAAGUUCUUAUACCAAGAGUCCAUAUCACGUGAUGCUUCACGCAUCUCCAUGGUGAAGGAAAUGGAGAUCCAGCAUGCUGUUGAUAACCCUGUGUAUGAAGAGGACAAAAGUCGACUGUGAUUGGUGUAUGGAUCUGUAAAUUUCUUAUUCUAAAAUAUGUGUCAAAGUAUAUCACAAACCGGUCCUGCGGGCAGGGAUAGGCACACUAAAAGUGUUCGGCAUAUCAAAAAGUGGCAUUAUUACAGAAAAUAUCUUCUUAACUGUUGUAUAUAGAUAUCUGAUUUCAUAUUCGUUCACUUGUGACUUUUUGACUUCUUAAAGUUAAUAAAACUCUUGAUAGUAUUGAUAAUUGUCUGAUUUUUUUUACUUUGAUUUAGAAUAGUGUAUGG